UCUAAGAACAUUGCUUCUCUUCACCCCUUGGAUUUUCUUCUCUCUCUCUCUCUCACUCACUUUUCCGUUCUCUUCCUCAUACUUCCCCCGCAGCUAUAGCAACAAAAUCAAACUUUUCCGCUGCUUCCACAACAUACCACACAUUCAACCGUCACAACACACCCUACUGCCUCACCUUUCUGUUCCACAACCAUGUCUCAGACCAACUGGGAAGCUGAUAAGAUGUUAGAUGUUUAUAUCCAUGAUUACCUAGUCAAGAGGGAUUUGAAGGCUUCUGCUCAGGCUUUUCAAUCUGAGGGAAAAGUAUCCUCGGACCCUGUUGCCAUUGAUGCCCCCGGAGGUUUUCUGUUUGAGUGGUGGUCGGUUUUCUGGGACAUUUUUAUUGCCAGGACCAAUGAGAAGCACUCUGAGGUUGCUGCAUCGUAUAUAGAGACUCAACUACUUAAGGCAAGGGAACAACAGCAGCAGCAGCAACAGCCUCAAUCCCAGCAGUCACAGCAUCAACAACAACAGCAGCAAAUGCAGAUGCAACAACUCCUGAUGCAGAGGCAUGCACAGCAGCAACAACAGCAACAGCAACAACAGCAGCACCAGCAACAACAACAGCACCAGCAACAGCAACAGCAACAGCAACAGUCACAAUCGCAGCAGCAGCCGCAGCAACCACAACAACAGCAAAGUAGGGAUAGGGCUCAUCUCUUAAAUGGUAGUGCAAAUGGGUUAGUUGGAAACCCUGGAACUGCAAACGCAAUAGCAACAAAGAUGUACGAGGAAAGGUUAAAAGUUCCCCUUCAGAGGGAUUCGUUGGAUGAUGCGGCAAUGAAGCAAAGAUUUGGUGAGAACAUGGGUCAACUCUUGGACCCAAAUCAUCACGCCUCAAUAUUGAAGUCAGCUGCAGCUACUGGUCAGCCUACGGGCACCAAAUUCCAUGAUUUCAGGCAAGUUUUGCCUGGAGCUGCUGGUGGGAUGUCUCCACAAGUUCAAGCCCGUAGUCAGCAAAUACCAGGGUCUACACCGGAUAUGAAGAACGACAUGAAUCCUGUUUUAAAUCCCAGAGCUGCGGGUCCCGAUGGAUCAUUGUUGGCAAUUUCCGGAUCGAAUCAAGGGAGCAACAAUUUGACUUUGAAAGGGUGGCCACUCACGGGUUUGGAUCAACUUCGCUCUGGUCUACUCCAGCAGCAAAAGCCUUUCAUGCAGGCUCCUCAGCCUUUUCAUCAACUACAAAUGUUGACACCACAACAUCAGCAACAGCUUAUGCUUGCACAACAGAAUCUGGCAUCACCAUCCGCCAAUGAAGAAAGUAGAAGACUGAGAAUGCUAUUGAAUAAUAGGAAUAUUGGUCUAAAUAAGGAUGGUCUUUCGAACUCUGGGGGUGAUGUUGGAUUACCUCUUCAAGGUGUUGGCCCUCCUUUUCCUCGUGGAGAUACAGAUAUAUUAAUGAAGUUGAAAUUGGCUCAGUUGCAGCAGCAGCAACAUCAACAACAGUCUAACAUGAAUGCACAGCAGCAGCAACUUCAACAGCAUGCUCUUUCAAAUCAGCAAUCUCAGAGUUCAAAUCAUAGCAUACACCAGCAAGAUAAAGUAGGGGCAGGAAAUGAUAGCAUGUCAAACUCAUAUAGAGGAAAUGAUCAGGUCUCAAAAAACCAGAUUGGAAGAAAGAGAAAGCAGCCUGUAUCUUCUUCAGGUCCUGCCAACAGUUCAGGAACAGCAAAUACGACAGGCCCAUCACCAAGUUCUGCACCCUCGACUCCCUCAACUCAUACUCCUGGAGAUGCUAUGUCAAUGCCUGCCUUGCCUCAUAGUGGCAGUUCAUCAAAGCCUUUAAUGAUGUUUGGUACUGAUGGCACUGGAACUCUUACAUCAUCUUCAAACCAGUUGUGGGAUGAUAAGGAUCUUGAAUUGCAGGCUGAUGUGGAUCGCUUUGUGGAGGAUGGAUCUCUCGAGGAAAAUGUAGAGUCUUUUUUAUCCCAAGAUGAUACAGACCCUAGAGAUCCUGUUGGCCGUUGUAUGGAUGUAAGCAAAGGGUUCACAUUUUCUGAUGUAAACUCUGUACGUGCAAGUACAAGCAAAGUUGCCUGUUGCCAUUUCUCGUCUGAUGGAAAAUUACUUGCAAGUGGCGGUCAUGACAAAAAGGCUGUUAUAUGGUACACUGAUUCUCUAAAGCAAAAAGCUACUCUUGAAGAGCAUUCUUCUUUGAUAACUGAUGUCCGAUUCAGUCCAAGCAUGCCGCGUCUAGCAACAUCUUCAUUUGACAAAACUGUCAGGGUUUGGGAUGUUGAGAAUCCUGGAUAUUCACUCCGCACCUUUACGGGACAUUCUACAUCCGUUAUGUCGCUAGAUUUUCAUCCAAAUAAAGAUGAUCUUAUCUGCUCUUGUGAUGGUGAUGGUGAGAUACGAUAUUGGAGCAUAAACAAUGGCAGUUGUACUAGAGUCUCCAAGGGUGGCACUACCCAAAUGAGAUUUCAACCUCGCCUAGGGAGGUACCUUGCUGCAGCUGCUGAGAACAUUGUGUCUAUACUUGACGUGGAGACACAGGCAUGCCGGUAUUCAUUAAAGGGUCACACAAAGACAAUAGAUUCUGUAUGUUGGGAUCCAUCUGGAGAAUUGUUGGCAUCUGUGAGUGAGGACUCUGUAAGAAUUUGGACUCUUGGAACAGGAAGUGAAGGGGAAUGUGUUCAUGAGCUUAGCUGUAAUGGCAGCAAGUUUCACUCAUGUGUUUUCCAUCCAACAUAUCCUUCAUUGUUGGUCAUUGGCUGUUACCAGUCAUUGGAGCUGUGGAACAUGGCUGAGAACAAGACAAUGACUUUGUCUGCUCAUGAUGGUUUGAUUACUGCCUUGUCUGUUUCAACUGUAAAUGGUUUGGUUGCUUCUGCUAGUCAUGACAAGUUCAUCAAGCUAUGGAAGUAACAUGAGGUAUAUUGUGUCUCCAAUUGACGAUACUCGUGAUACACUUAGGUUUUUGUCAGUGUUUGAUCACACGUUCUGUAGUUACUAACCUGUUGUGAUGCAAUGAAAUGUAUUAGUCUACCAUGCUGUCACACCUUGUAGUUAGUGAAGCACUUACUUGGAUGUUUAUCAUCUAUUUUUGUGACACAUUUAUCUUUUAGCUGUACAAUUUCUUUAUAUUUGGUUCCAUAUGUUGAAAGAUUGUCUAACAACUAAUCCAACUCUGUCAAUUUUUUUUCUCUUUCUAUUUACAAUAUUCGAACU
This is a messenger RNA of Cicer arietinum (chickpea), 3210 nucleotides long. RefSeq names its product transcriptional corepressor LEUNIG-like. Gene Ontology annotation, molecular function: protein binding. The record is from RefSeq and is a predicted model, not a curated record. NCBI's taxonomy places the organism in Eukaryota, Viridiplantae, Streptophyta, Magnoliopsida, Fabales, Fabaceae. Gene Ontology annotation, cellular component: nucleus.